This is a messenger RNA of Entrophospora sp. SA101, 526 nucleotides long. NCBI's taxonomy places the organism in Eukaryota, Fungi, Glomeromycota, Glomeromycetes, Entrophosporales, Entrophosporaceae. The record is from the annotation of a GenBank genome assembly.
AGAAUGCGAAGAUGAUUUUACAAGUGAUAAAUCAACAGAACACAUGUCUUAUGUUAAAAACCUUGAAUACCUUAAGGAAAAUUCGAAAGAAUGUCAACAACCAGCUGAGUACAUCUUGGUUGGUGACAGUGGGGUACAUCCUUCUUUAAGCAUCAAGUAUGAAAAAAUGAGUGAAGAUGUAAACUCUUUCUGGCAGUCUAUUAAUAUGAAGAAACAGCUUGAUAUAAAAAAGUUGCAGUGUGCAGGAAAUGCACUGGAUGCGAUCACCAACGAAACACAUUUAAGAUCAGUUGUAAUGAGUGAAAUAAUAUCUAUUAUGAAACAUCCACUAGAGCAUAGUGACGAUGUCUACCACAAUGAAAUUGGCAGUAAUGUCAUUAUUCCAAGGAGUAAAUCGCUUGUGACCAAAAAAUUAGUUAAAAGUUUGUUUUUAGAAAACACCAAAGGGAAACGAUGUCAGAUUACAUCUGAAACUGAAGCAGAGUUGAAUAUAAACCAUUCUCCCCAAAAACUAAAGCUUAAUUAA